AUGAAGAAGAGCGUGAAGUGCGGGGAGUACGCCCACAAGCGCAAUUACCAGUCGGCGACUGUCGCAUUUUGCAUCGGCCUUCUCAACCAGCGGGCUGUUGUCACUGUUUCCCAGCAAAAGACAAAAUCGAAAAUCACACUCCCUUUUUACAACAUUGACUCAGUCAAAUUCGCGGACAACGACGAAGUCUUUUUUUCGCAUUUCGUCGAGGAGAAAAUACAACAAAUAUGUACAUUUGACAUCGAGCAUGGGAUCAAAACAGAUACGGCAACGACGCGCAUUAAAAAGAACCGGAUUGAUCAGUCCCUCUAUUUCAUAUGUGACAUGUUGUUUGUGUUGGGGUUUCAGAUCAGGUGGGUUCAAUUCAACAAACGACGGGAUGUACCUCCACAUGAAGAGGUGUAUAGGGUAUUCGACGGAAAACAAAUUUAUACACAAAAAGAAAUUGAAACAAUAGGGAGGGGGGUCAUCGAGCUGAUCACUUGCAAGCUCAUAGGAAAGGAUUCCUUUGUUUUCGAAAAGAACAACCAACUCAUCCAAAAGUGUUUUGAUGUUCCUGUAACGGACUGA
Molecule: messenger RNA, 570 nt
Organism: Entamoeba invadens IP1
Lineage: Eukaryota; Evosea; Mastigamoebida; Endamoebidae
Exons: 1
Coding region: 1-570 (189 amino acids)
Source: RefSeq, a predicted model, not a curated record